AUGAGAAUGCUUCUGCACUUGAGUCUCCUAGCUUUUGGAGCUGCUUCUACGUGUGCUGCUGCCGUGCUGAGUCCCAUGCAAAGGCUGGUGGCAGAGACCAUGGCGCUGCUCUCCACUCACCAGGCUCUGCUGAUAGGUGACGAGAACCUGAUGAUCCCUACUCCUGGACAUAAAGACCACCAACUGUGCAUUGAAGAAGUCUUCCGGGGGGUGGAGACACUGAAGAAUCAGACCGCACAAGGGGACGCCGUGGAAAAACUCUUCCAAAACCUGUCUUCCAUAAAAGAGUACAUAGAUGGCCAAAGGAAAAUUAAGUGUGAAGGGGAACGAUGGAGAGUAAAAAAAUUCCUGGAAUACCUGCAGAGGUUUCUUGGUGUGAUGAACACUGAGUGGCCAAUGGAAAAUGAAGACUAA
Molecule: messenger RNA, 414 nt
Organism: Phyllostomus hastatus (greater spear-nosed bat)
Lineage: Eukaryota; Metazoa; Chordata; Mammalia; Chiroptera; Phyllostomidae
Gene: IL5
Product: interleukin 5
Exons: 4
Coding region: 1-414 (137 amino acids)
Biological process (GO): immune response
Cellular component (GO): extracellular region
Molecular function (GO): interleukin-5 receptor binding; growth factor activity
Source: RefSeq, a predicted model, not a curated record